Messenger RNA from Didymodactylos carnosus, 1866 nucleotides. The record is from the annotation of a GenBank genome assembly. NCBI's taxonomy places the organism in Eukaryota, Metazoa, Rotifera, Eurotatoria, Philodinida, Philodinidae.
AUGUCUGUGUCUACGGAGGCUAAUGAGAUUGACAGUCAACCGAUUUACACACCGUUAUCUUCGUCGUCUCGUCGACCACGGAAUUCAUUGGCAUCUCUUAAAACUAAACAAACAUCUUCAUCGUUGAUCCGUAUAAGUGCUAGAAUUGGGUUACUAUCAAAAUCUCAAGAAAUAAGUGAAGUGAGAGGUGGAGUAAGUCAACUGUAUCAGGCUGCAGCACGUUCUGAAGCUAAUUUGAGAAAACACAUUGACAAACUGAAUGAAGCCGCUGUUUCGUGUAUUAUUGAAGAUGGCCGUCGAUUUGGAGACUUCGGACGGCCCGGUAUGCGGGAUUUUCUCGACGUUGCCGUACCCGGUUAUAAGGGACCACUCCGUCAUACAGUUCGGCGGCGUUUAUCAACACUAUAUCAUGAAAAACGUGACCGACUUCGAGACACUCUAUCCACGAUCCUCGACAUCUCGUUGACAACGGAUAUUUGGAGUAGUUGUUCGAGAUUCCAUUUCAUAUGUCUCACUGCCCAUUACUUUAAUGACAGUUUUGGUUAUAUGUCAACUGUUAUUGGUUUCCGUCGAUUACGUGGUCGAAAAGUCGCUAAACGUUUGAAAAAACACAUUUUUUAUGAGAUUAAAAACUUAAAAAUUCAAUCGAAAAUUCGGUCAAUUACAACGGACAGUGGAAGUGAUAUCAAGUCAGCUACAGGAAGCACAGCCGAAUUCGGAACAAGAAUUGUUUGUUUAGCUCAUAAUUUAAACCUGAUCGUUACGACUGGUUUAUGUCUUUGGAGGAAACCAACAGAGAAAAAGCAAAGUAGAAUUUUUGAGAAGAAAGGAAAUGCGACAACAAGAAUAGCGUAUGCCGACGGAGAUUAUGAGAUUGAUGAAAAUCUGGCUGAUGGUGGAAAUGAUUGUUCAACAGAGUACGAUUUUGAUGACGACUCGUUGAAGAACAAAGAUGAAACGUCAUCGAAAGAAGAAGAUUUGAUCGAGGAAAGCCAAGCUGACGAUGAUGAACAGUCUUCCGAAAUCGAUGAUUUAGAACGCUGUAAAGAAUUUGAGUUGCUAAUGAAAAUAAAUAGUUUGUUGCAAGACGUACGAGCAAUGAUCACUUCCAUUCGGCGAUCGAGCAUUAUUCAAGCACAUGUUCGUACACAAGCAAAAAAUCAACUUCACUAUGAACUUAAACGUAUUCACCAAAUGGCGAAUGAUUCCGCCGUUGCUCAAGAUGAAAAGUCCCGAAUUAAUUUGAAUACCACCGAAUUAGAUGCGGUACUCAAAAGGUGUCUAUGUACAAAAUUUACGUAUUAUUUUGAAACUGUAUUACCAACUAAGCAGCAGGAGUUGGCUCUGGUUGCUUCCUAUUUUCACCCUUUCACGUACAAAUAUCUGAAAGACGAUGAGAAACGAGAAGCCGAAAAACUGAGUUUUGCUGAUAUUCAACGAGAAAAAGCUGUGUGCACAUCAGAAACUUCACAGCCGUCUCCGCCGAGUGUACAGUCUCAAACAACUACGAAAAAACAAAAUUCGCAGAUAGAUAUAUUUUUAUUCAUACGUGGACUCUCAAUAGACUCAACCGCGGUUAUGGAUACAGACAAAAAGAUACUGUUCGUUCGAGAAGAACUGGCGAAUUACGUGUCAAGAGUUAAGCCGGAUUUUAAAUUUGAAACAUUUUGGUCAGAAAACAAACAUGAUUUAAAAUGUUUGGCAUCGUUAGUUUGUCGUUAUAAUGUUAUCCCAGCGACCUCCGUUGCAAGCGAAAGUGCGUUUAGCAUCGCCGGUUAUAUUCAAAGAAAGCAAAGAGCAUCAUUGUUGUCAAGUACUUUGAAGUACUCUAUGUUUUUACGUGAUAAAGUUUCAAAUCAUUCCUAA